GUGUGGUUGGGCUUUUGGUUUCUUUACGGUAAGGUGGACCUGCACUGUCAGCACAGGCAGAUGUCAGGUGAUCCACCGACUAUUGCGCGUAGGUUGGACUGUAAGAAAACACAAAAUGACAUUUUGUAAAUACAAGAGCAUCAUUUUGGGAUUACGCGUGGCUGGAAAAUGCACCGUGUGCUGUCAGCUCAUGUGAUGAUGCGCUAAAUCACUGGGAAUAGAGCGUUUGUUGUGUAUUUAUGAUCAAAUAUCAGCCGUGAGCGCCUGGCCACAUCAUGGGGCUGUGUUACAGUCUGCGUCCCCGCUUGUUUGGGGACCUCAGUGGAUCCAUUUCCAACGCCAACUCGGAGUCAGACCACCAGCCUCCGGAUCCCGGGAUGAUGAUGAUGCCUUCGUGCGUCCGGGGCUCCAGGCAGCACGACGAGGACUCUGGGGGAAACAGCGGCAAGACAUCAUCCACCUCCCCUUUACGCGCCGGGGACGCCGGCAAGAUCCCGGCCGGGGAGCUCCGCCGUGGCGACGCGGACAGAGCGCUCAUCCAGAACGGAGGAGGAGGAGGUGGAGGUGGAGGAAAGAGGAGGCUCCAGCUGCUCCAGACUCCCAGCAGCGCCCAGAAACACAAGAACUGGGACAAACUGGUGGUGGUCGAGGAGAAGGAGGCCGAGAAGGAGGCCAAGAAAGUCAGUAAGAACAUUGACAGGGCCUUGAAGGAACUCAAACGGGAAUAUAAACAGACUCAUCGGCUGCUGCUCUUAGGUGCUGGGGAGUCGGGGAAAAGCACUAUCGUGAAGCAGAUGAGAAUUCUUCACGUCAACGGGUUUAAUGCGGAGGAGAAGAAACAGAAAAUCCAAGACAUUCGCAAAAAUGUGAAGGAUGCCAUCGUGACCAUAGUGUCUGCAAUGAGCACUUUAAUACCACCCGUCCCACUCGCUAAUCCGGAGGACCAGUUUAGGAUCGACUAUAUCAAAAGCAUAGCGCCGCUCUCUGACUUUGAUUAUACACAGGAGUUUUUCGAUCAUGCGAAGAAGCUCUGGGAUGAUGAAGGCGUAAAGGCGUGUUACGAACGCUCCAACGAAUAUCAGCUAAUCGACUGUGCGCAUUACUUUCUUGACCGGAUUGAUGCAGUAAGACAAAGCGACUAUACUCCAACAGACCAGGACUUGCUUCGUUGCAGAGUGUUAACAUCAGGGAUUUUUGAGACGCGAUUUCAAGUAGACAAAGUCAACUUUCAUAUGUUUGAUGUGGGAGGUCAGAGAGACGAAAGAAGAAAAUGGAUUCAGUGUUUUAAUGACGUCACAGCGAUCAUCUUUGUGGUAGCGAGCAGCAGCUAUAACAUGGUCUUAAGGGAAGACAACAACACGAACAGGCUACGGGAAGCACUUGCUCUUUUUCGCAGUAUCUGGAACAACAGAUGGUUACGGACAAUUUCUGUCAUAUUGUUCCUAAACAAACAAGACAUGCUGGCAGAGAAAGUAUUAGCUGGGAAAUCCAAAAUUGAAGAUUAUUUCCCUGAAUAUGCUUCUUACACCUUACCUGAUAAAGUAACUCCUGAACCCGGUGAAGACCCCAGAGUGACAAGAGCCAAGUAUUUCAUUCGUGACGAGUUUUUGAGGAUCAGUACAGAAAGCGGAGACGGCCGUCACUACUGUUACCCCCAUUUUACAUGUGCGGUGGACACGGAAAACAUCCGUCGGGUCUUCAACGACUGCCGAGACAUCAUCCAGAGAAUGCACCUGCGGCAGUACGAACUCUUGUGAUCUCACUUCGACUCUUUACGAACGUGUCUCCAAACUCCCCCUGCCCUCACAACUCACGAGGCCAAAACCGCAGACGAAUAUACUACUGACGUUUGGCGCACCACCCUUCGGUUUUUAGGUGUUUAUUAUUUUAACUCGCGUGGAUUCGGGACGGAGAGGCUCGCUGGGUUUUUUCCCGCCCCCCCAACCGUUUUUAUUUGGAUUGCCUUUAUUUUUGCCAUUCCAUGAAGCCUCUGGCUACCUCCUUAUUUUUUAUUCAAACAAAAAAUGAUAUCGUGUAUAUAUGUAUACGUGCUGGCGCCUGCCAGAAUAUGAAGAUCGCAUCACCUUGUGACCUCCAGGAGUCCUAGUCACGCACCCCGAACCUUGAUCUUCUGGCCUCCAGGGCUCUCUGCUGCUCUUUCCGUUUCCGAACACUGAAGAUCGCCCGCGGACAGAAGCGGGGACGGGGUGGCGGGCCGGGGGUUGUCGAACACUGGGAAAGCGAAGUGAAGUAAUGCACUUUUCCAUCAGGUUUUGACUGACGUUUUUCUUUACGAAGAUGGACACACAAUGUAGCAUCACAUCAUGAAUUUCUGUCCAACUUACGGACAGAAAACGGCGGGCGUGCAUAAAACCACGGCCCUUUUUAUGUGAAAGAGGCGGAGCCUUGACAUGAGGAGGACGAGGGGCUCUGUGAAAAGGCGGAGCCUUUGAAAUGAGGAGGAGGAGGGGCUAUGGGAACAUUGCUGAAGCCUCACUUUGGUUUUGGGAACAUGAUGGUGAAACAUCCACGAAAAGAAAUGCCCCAUUUCUUAUUUUAGUUUCUUAACUUGUACAGACUGUGCAAGGGUGAAUUUUUUUUUUUUUCCUUUCCUGUACAGACUAUAAAAUGUUAUAUUAUUUUGUACAACUUUAUUGAAAGAGAGUAAAAAAUCUACUUGUAGAUCUUUGUGCCUUGAUUAUGGCUGUACCUGUAAAUGAAGCUGAUACAUAUGUUUUUGACUGCGCUGUACAGCUUGAUGUCACCCCCUGUCGGCAGAAGGGACUGUGGAUGGGGACCUACUCUGUAGAGUUUAGUUUCUUUUUUUCGGUUUUUCUGCUUUGUUUAUAUAAAAAGAGAAAAAGUUCUUUAUUAAAAAAAAAAAAAAAUAUAGGAAAGAAAAA
Messenger RNA from Labeo rohita (rohu), 2903 nucleotides. RefSeq names its product guanine nucleotide binding protein (G protein), alpha activating activity polypeptide, olfactory type 2 (gene gnal2). The record is from RefSeq and is a predicted model, not a curated record. Gene Ontology annotation, cellular component: heterotrimeric G-protein complex. NCBI's taxonomy places the organism in Eukaryota, Metazoa, Chordata, Actinopteri, Cypriniformes, Cyprinidae. Gene Ontology annotation, molecular function: GTPase activity; G protein-coupled receptor binding; G-protein beta/gamma-subunit complex binding. Gene Ontology annotation, biological process: adenylate cyclase-modulating G protein-coupled receptor signaling pathway.